Messenger RNA from Leptosia nina, 570 nucleotides. NCBI's taxonomy places the organism in Eukaryota, Metazoa, Arthropoda, Insecta, Lepidoptera, Pieridae. The record is from the annotation of a GenBank genome assembly.
AUGAAAUUCAAGUUUUGCUCGGACGGCGACUGUCCUCUUUGGGCACUAGCAGGACUACACGCACUUAGCAGUUUGCCUGCUCCCCUCUUCAGAAGCCUUCUUCACCAUGUCCUAGAAGAACAGCCUGACGAUGGCAUUAUGGAUAUCUUGAAGGACACAAACCUUGCAUCACGUGACGAGUGCGCACGCGCAGCGGCUGUCCUCCGCUGGACGUUGAGACAGGCACACCGCUGUGCGUGUAGCGGAGUACAGCUCGCGAGAGAUUUGUUGGUGCUGGGAGUACCCCGGGCACAUGCAGCUGCGUUGGCCGAGGCAGCCGAUUCUACUCAGAAGGCCUAUGAAGCUAAUGUCAAAACGAAUGGCUUUAUGAUAAACAAAAUGACAGACGUAUUUGCUGCUCCCGGACCAGACGGCACCAUAGAUACAGUUAAGCUUACAAUUACUUCAGAGGAUGUAUUUUCCGGCACCCAUAACAAGAUGGAUUUGCUCCUAGAUAAAUCACAGAUCAAAGAAUUGUUAAAUGAACUUAAGAUUGCACAUAAGAAAAUGGAGGAAAUUGAUUUUGAAUAG